Molecule: messenger RNA, 1755 nt
Organism: Anopheles stephensi (Asian malaria mosquito)
Lineage: Eukaryota; Metazoa; Arthropoda; Insecta; Diptera; Culicidae
Gene: Osi8
Exons: 2
Coding region: 141-989 (282 amino acids)
Source: RefSeq, a predicted model, not a curated record
UCGUCCACAGUUCUAGAGCCAUCCCAGAGCGAGCGCAGUGUGUAGAGUGUGAGUUCGGUCUCGUGCAAUUGUGGUCUGUUUUCGUCGCAAAACAGAUUUACUAACAAAAACAAACGCUCCAGCCCAAACGUUCCGGCAAGAUGCAACUGUUCAAGUGUUUACUGGUGAUCGGGUGCCUAGCGACAGUGUCCUUCGCCCACAGUGCUUCCGCCACGCUGCCGAUCAGCUCGAACUCGAUCGACGACAGCAACGGACCGCAGCAGCAGACGCCCCGCGCCGGCUCGUACCUGGGCGAGAUCAAGUACCUGUACAAGACGUACCAGGACUGUGCCAGCGGCGAUGUCUCCACCUGCCUCAAGAUGAAGCUGUUCACCAUCCUGGACCGUGUGUCGCGCUCGACCAAGGACUUCAAGUUGAGCGAGGGCGUGCGAUUCGUGCGCGAUCAGGAAUCGGCUGCCGAAGCGACCCCGCUGAAGACGGAGGCCCAGCUCGAGGCUGAGCUGCCCCGUUCGCUCGACGAGAAGGAACGCUCGCUCAACUCGAUGCUCUUCGACAAGGUUCUGUCCUUCUUCCAGUCCCACACCCUGCAAGUUAAGUUCCCGUCCAGCGAGGAAAUCAAGCGCUCCAUGGAUGAGGUCCGCGGAGGAGGCGGUGGCUUCGGAGGUGCCGGCGGCGGUGGCUUCGGAGGUGGCAAGGACAAGGACAAGAAGAACGGCCACUGGAUCAUGAUCCCGCUUCUGCUCGGCAGCACGCUCGUCCCGCUCGCUUUCGGUGCCCUCGCCCUGCUCGCCGGUAAGGCUCUGAUCGUUUCCAAGCUGGCCCUCGCCCUGGCCUCCAUCAUCGGCAUCAAGAAGCUGAUCUCGAGCGGUAGCGGUCAUCACGAGUCGGCCCAUGAGGUGGUCGUGUCCGGCGGACACGGUGGCGGCUGGGGACGCAUCGGAUCCGGCCAGGGUCUUGCCUACAACGGCUACGGACACUACGCUCAGUAAGCGCAGUAUCCAUUGACCUGCCACCGCCCCCGUUGCCAACCAAAACCCCCGCAAGCAAGUUGUUUGAUGCGUCCUGUUUAACCCGGGACGUCAGAAGCCGAACAAUGUAUCCGAUCCCAGCCAUCGAUCGCAUCCCCUAUCAUCUCAGCCAAAAUCCCAGCAUCCCCACUCCCAACCCGGUGGAUGUUAUCGAUGCAAGCUGGGAUCGGUAGUACAUCUUCGGCCCAUUCAGCAUCUCGGCGAUCACCAAGGCGCACAACAAGCAGCGAACUCGCACAAUACCGACUGACGAACUGAUACCCCUCCGGUAGGGCAUCGUUCUAUCAUGCCGUGUCACAUGGAAACUUGCCUCCAAAACGUCAUCUACAAAAACCGAAGCGAACAUUACACAACCAAAACGUUCCUCCUUAUCCCCCCCCACCAACACUCACACACAUACUCCCAAAAAGCUACUCUCACACAGACACAUCCUCAUCCUAGAUCCCCCAAAAAAACCAAGGCCCAUCGUUCCUGGUGGGCGCACCAGCUUUAGCUCUUAGUGGUCGAGGCGGCUCCCGUUUUUGCCUGGAGCGCGGCCCACCACACGACAGUUUAUUUAUUUAACUUAAUUUAAUUUAUUGUACUGCUUCUCAACAGAACUGAUAAUUUAUGCGUUGUAGAUGAUUUUUGUUUUGUACGAUUUAUGUUUUCGUUUUCGUUAUUUUUUUGUACGAUACGUCCUAUUUUUGUGUAAAAAAAACAUGCAGUCAAAUAAAACUUAAUUGAA